Molecule: messenger RNA, 681 nt
Organism: Phaeoacremonium minimum UCRPA7
Lineage: Eukaryota; Fungi; Ascomycota; Sordariomycetes; Togniniales; Togniniaceae
Exons: 3
Coding region: 1-681 (226 amino acids)
Source: RefSeq, a predicted model, not a curated record
AUGAAGGCUUCCAUCAUCCUCUCGCUCGCCAGCCUGGCUCUGGGCUCUGUCAUUGAGCAACGUGCCUGCCCCGGCAACAAUUGCAACCGUCAGGUUACUGGAACUCGUGCCGGACUUCCCGACCUUGCCUCUCGCUCGGCCGACUGCUCCAGCUUCAUUCGUCUGACAGUCACUCCUACUCCGCGCACCCGCACUGUGACUACCUUCAUCCCGGAGCCCACCGGCUGCUCUGGUGACGAGAUUGUUGCCCGAGCCAUCGAUGUUCGCCAGGUCACCGUCACUGCCAGCGCCAUCCCCACCUAUGCCUCUUCCUGCGAUGAUGGCUCGGAGUACUCGUCUGCCUGCAGCUGCUUGGGCGUCACCACCGCCAAUGCUACCACUGUCCGCGCUCCCCGUGUCACGUCCACCGUUACCUCUGUUGCCACUGCCUGCGCUAGCCGCGCCAUCGCCGCUGUCCCAACCUGCGCCUAUGACUGCUUCCUCGAGCUUUACCCCAGCUAUGGCUGCGGUGGCCUUGAUGACCUUCCCUGCCAGUGCGCCAACUUCGAGACCCUCGGUACUGAGGUUACUCCUUGCGUCGUUGCCGCUUGCUCGCACGCCGAUGUCGAAUUGAUCUUCCCCGCUGCACAGAUGGGCUGCGACUGCUACUCGGUUGCCAACCCUUCCCCUACUGCUGUUUAA